This is a messenger RNA of Eptesicus fuscus (big brown bat), 1859 nucleotides long. RefSeq names its product TRAF interacting protein with forkhead associated domain (gene TIFA). Bases 672 to 1250 code for a protein of 192 amino acids. The record is from RefSeq and is a predicted model, not a curated record. The transcript has 2 exons. Gene Ontology annotation, biological process: canonical NF-kappaB signal transduction. Lineage: Eukaryota; Metazoa; Chordata; Mammalia; Chiroptera; Vespertilionidae. Gene Ontology annotation, molecular function: protein binding.
ACAGUACCAGGAGCCAUAGAAAGGAAUGAAAGCAUUGUCUUUUUAAACCAGCUCUGAUAGUAACAUCUCACACAGGCGGCGAACAGAAAACCCGGGUCAAAUCAGCCUCCCUUCAGACGAAGAGCCGCAGCCCAAACCAGGGCUUGAAGAAUGCAGGCAGCAAGCCCACCGCGGGGGGUGGUUUCCCAACGGUCCACCUAUAUGUGUAGAUACGGAAAAAGCAUCCAUUUGGAUUAUUAAUUGAAAAAUGCAAGGCCUAGUAUGCUUGUGUAAAGGAUUUUUGUAAGGGUAAAAGCAACUUUACAGCUGCCGAUUCUAGAAGAGGAAACGGAGGAUGAGGGUAGAGGGAAGAUACGUUUUAAAAAAGCCUUUACUGUUUGAAUUUUGUAAUCAUGUUCAUGUAACCCUUUUUAAAGUUUAAAAUGGCAUUUCUGUGUCAAAAUAACCUCCCGGGGUUUUGGUAAGAACUCUCCUGUCCUGUGAUGCACUCAGUGAGGGGGGCCGGGGCGCAGGUGUGGCCGUGUGGUAACGGCACUUGGUGCCGCUUGUGGUUCCUGACAGCUGUCCAGUGGUUAGGGUCCUCUGACAAAACAAACAACUCGCGUGGAGUACCGACUGCUCAGAACUACGUCAGAGAGACUUUCAAAGUUAUGUGAUGUCUACAUUUUAAAAUGACGGGUGCUGCCGCCGCCAUGUCCAGUUUCGAAGAUGCGGACACGGAAGAGACAGUGACGAGUCUGCGGGUCACCGUUUACCAUCCUGGCCAGAUGCAAAAUGGGAUAUUCCAAUCGAUAAGGUUUUCUAACCCAGAGAAGCUCCCCUCCAGCGAAGUGGUGAAAUUCGGCAGAAAUUCCACCAUCUGUCGCUAUACUUUUCAGGACAAGCAGGUUUCCCGAGUUCAGUUCUCUCUGCAGCUGUUUAAAAAGUUCCACAGCUCAGUUCUCUCUUUUGAAAUUAAGAACAUGAGCAGGAGGACCAGCCUGCUGGUGGGCAGCACGGAGCUGGGCUACCUCAACAAAGUGGAGCUGCCCUACAGGUGCAUGGUCCGCUUUGGCGAGUGCCAGCUCCUGGUAGAGAAGGAAGACGGGGAGUCCCUGGAGUUUUUCGAGACUCUCUUCGUGAUGUCUCCCAGACCCCUCCUACAGGAACACGCCUGGCCCGCAGGCAAGCCCACCCCUGAGCUCUGCAGGUCCCCAUCGUGGUGCACCCAGAGUGCGUGUCCGACGGAAACGGAUGAGAAUGAAUGUUAGCGCACGGGCAAGACCAGAGGCGUGGGGGGAGAGGGGGAGCGCCGUGCGCCAGGCGGCCACCUGCUGAUGCCGGGGAGUCUGGGGCCCAGGCUGCCAUCGGGGAGCCUGUCCGUCGUGGGAGGCACCGACUUGGUCACCUGGUGCUUGCUAGAUGGACUGAGGGUUAGUGCCCACAGCGUGUUGUGAUGAGUGCUGACCAAUAGGGUGGCAGUGUUUUCUCUUUACACCUGAUGUUAGUCCUGUGCUUUGCUUUGUAAGAACCAUCUCUUGGUCACAUCAUCUCACAGCAGCUGCUGGUUUUAAGGCCAAAGCUACAGGCGGAUGGUUGUGAUUGUUGUCGCCGGGCACCAGGCCUGGCGGGAGCGUGUGUGGUGGUGUCUGCGCAUCGCUGUGGCUUUAAUGUGGCUUAGUGUUCUCAAGAAUAAAGUUCUUGUCUAUAAUCAGCAUCUAAAAACAGUACUUAAAACAUUUUAAUGAACCACUGUGUUAAAUGCAGAAGUAUGUUUUCUUACCCAAUUUUAAACUGAUUUUUAUGUCCUAUUAAAAUGUUUUAAUUCCACGAAUUCCAAAUGUUAACAGCACCUGUGCACCUAAUAAAAUCUAAGUUUA